Messenger RNA from Penicillium brasilianum, 699 nucleotides. The record is from the annotation of a GenBank genome assembly. Lineage: Eukaryota; Fungi; Ascomycota; Eurotiomycetes; Eurotiales; Aspergillaceae.
AUGUCCUCUUCAAUCAACCUCCGCGACCCUGGACGUCCUAUCCGGGUUGGUGUUGUUUUCAUGAAUAGCGUCACGGAGCAUCUUGAUAUUGCUCCUUUCGGGUUCUUUUCCUGCAUCAGUCGCGGUUUCCUCAGGCAGGCGCCUCCGAAUCUUGUCUCUGGUGACUUGAUAUCACAAGCUCUGGACUUUGAACACCAUUGGGUCACUGAGGAUGGGAAGACUCCUGCUCGUCUGACGGGAAACUUGCAAGUGGUGCCCACAAACUCCUUUGCAGAUUGUCCACCACUCGAUAUUGUAGUCCUUGGAGCUUAUACAGCAGGCUACCAAGUCAGCGAAACAGAAAAGCAAUUUCUCCGAAAAGUCUACACUGAGUGUGCCGCACUCAUUUGCGUGUGUGCAGGAUUCCUGCCUGUACUCGCUGCAGGAAUAUUAGAGGGCAAGACUGUCACUGCACCCAUUCCCAUGCUCCCCAUGAUGCGGCAAACGGCUUCUGGAACCGAAUGGAUCAAGAAGAGAUGGGCUCAGGAUGGUAAAAUUUGGACUUCGGGUUCUUUGUUGAAUGGAAUGGAUAUGAUGGCAGCCUUUGGAAGACAUACCUGGGGUGGUAAAGGUACACUGGUUGAUCAUAUGAUUCAAGUUGGAUACUGGCCUGAGAGAGAUGUGAAUUACGCGGAUAUUACCCGGACUUCGAGGCUUUAG